Molecule: messenger RNA, 1158 nt
Organism: Bipolaris maydis ATCC 48331
Lineage: Eukaryota; Fungi; Ascomycota; Dothideomycetes; Pleosporales; Pleosporaceae
Source: RefSeq, a predicted model, not a curated record
AUGAUAGCAACUACGAAAUACCAACGCAUAUCCAAAAACCUCGAAUCCCUCCCUUGCGAACUCCACGAAGACAUCCUAAUCCACCUCCAAUUCCACCAACUCAUCCGCCUCUCCUCAUGCGCAGGGCCCCGUCUAAUCUGGUCGCUCCAAAAUAGCCUUUCCCCGUGGCACCGCUACUUCUCCUCCUCCACAGCCAUCACCUCACUCCAGGAACUCCUCGCCAUAACCGACACAGUAGCCAAACACGGCUUCCCACCCUCCCGCCACUGCAUCGACUUGACCAAAAUCUACGAAGAGCCAAACCUGCGCUUCCUAGCGUACAAAGACUCGGAAUGGGCUUCACCUCACAGCAUCGUCUCGAUGCGAAAUCUGCAGACGAGCGAGGCGCUAACGAAACACUGGCUUAACCACCUAACCCGCAUGGUGACUCUUGUAAUCAAACCCAUCAUACCGGCGCACCCUUCGUUCCCGGAAUUCCCUUCUUCGUUCCCGACACCCGCGUCGCUCGCUGCGUUUGUAUCGUCGUACCAGCGCGCCCGCGAGGCCGGCGCAGAAGCGCUGGCUCAGCAACUGGAGCAUCUGGCCGCGCUGUACGAAGCUCAUCCUACAAGCUUCAAGAUGCCGUUUGACCCGCGGCCUCAUCCGCCGAGCAAGCUGAAUGUGGCGCAUAUCCCCAAGACAAUGCGGUCGCAGGCGAGGCGGAUUGUGAAUAUGGCGAGGGCGGGCAAGUGGCGGCGGAACAGGGUGUUUUGGCAUCGGUUUGGGUGGCCGGGGCUUGUGCCGUAUGAGUGCUAUGUGCGGUUGUUUAAUGGGGUUGUGCUGUGGAAGGGGUUGCUGGAGGGGGAGGGGAAGUUGAUAGAGGAAUGUAGGAGGAUUAUUGAGGAUAAACCGGCGUGGGCUGAUGGUGGGGGGAAGAGUGAGGGGGACGCGAUUGAAGAGUUGUCGAGUACGAUGGAACGGCAGAAUCUAGGAGAUGGUGCUAUGCCGAUUCGUAUCCAGGUUCGUCUCGAAGAUGCGGAGGAUAAGGGCAAGGUGCUGGCUGCGCCUCGUGCAGAGGCCGAGCUACAGUGGCUGGAAAGGUUUGCACAAGUGACGACAUCUUUGGAGCAGGCGUAUCCUGACUUGGCAAAGGAUAGCCUAGUAUCUGUUUCAACGUGA